UGUUCAGCAAAAUACAGGAAACGUUGCUUGUGGACGUAAAUGUUUCCAAGAUCUGCAACCGUUUGUAUUUGAAGCUUUUCAUACAUGUAUUGCACUAGGCUACUUAAUAGUAGUUUGAGUAUGGGCAUCUACAUGUAGGCUAAAGACAAUUGUUUGUUUUUACCAAAACUAUAAAAAAUGGCAGAUAUAAAAGCCACCCAGUUUAUUUCUGCACUGGUGAAGAAUUUACAAGCUGUGUGUCAUGGCCAUGUUGAAUUUGAUGAAAACAUUAAAGUUGUUGGCCAUCUUUUUCUGACUGUGGACAGCGGCACAGAAUUUAAUUAUAUUCUAAAUGAAAAAGUUUCCAAAACUGAUCAUUCGAGUAUAACCUUCAAAAGCAGAAGUUUUUAUGCUACAGAUCCUCAUCCGAAACCGGGAGUUAACCAACCAGGGGGCAAUGAGAGACCACUUAAGCCACCCAUAAAUGAUCCGCGCUAUUGGUCGAAUCAAUAUGGUGCUAUGGACAAGAAGCCCCAAAUCAUUUCGCCUCACCCUGCAUUACCAAUGCGAGAUACUCAUUUAAGUGGACAUGGUGGUCAAAUUCCUCAAAAUAGAACUGUUCAGAAACGAUCACCACAAAGAAAUCCAUCACCUCAAAGAUUUUCUAAGGUGCAAAGACUGUCUGAAGAAUCUUCGUCAAAAAGUAUUGUUAAACGCCCAGGGACCUAUGAUCAAAACCGAAUUACAGACUAUGAACAAAGUCGUGAAUCUUGUCUGUCAAUGCCUAAAAGUGGGAAGUCUGCAUCACCGCUAAUGGGUGAGGAUUCAGGAGAUGAAAGAGACUAUGAUUCCGAAAUCCAUUAUACGGAAGUGCAGAAAAAAUUAAUAAAGCAAGAAAAAAUGAAAAUGACACUCGAAAAUAAAAUUAAAUCCGAACCAAAUUCCAUUAAAGAUCCCAUAGCUAGUAUUAAACCUAAAGUUAGUCAUUCUCAUCUAGUAAUUAACCCUCCUUCCUCUGUAUCCAAACCAGUAGCUCAACCAUCAUCCAGUACAUGUACAUCCAAGUCCUCCAUUGAUAAUCAGAUUAUUGACGUUGAUUUAACUAAAGUGAAGGAGGAACCCCAAGACGAGGGCUAUAAUAAUGCUGAAAAAGCAGCUGCCUAUGCCAAAGUUCAGGAUCGGGGCCAGCAUUGGCAACAUGGAAUUGGAUCACAACCACAAGGACAAGGAGAUUAUGGGGAAGAGGGUUAUGAUGAAGAAGGGUAUGAGGAAGGGUAUGAAGGUGAUGGUUAUGAAGAAGGGUACGAAGUUGAAGGAUAUGAGGGAGAUGAAUACGAAGGAGAUGAAUAUUUUAGCACAUCACAAGAUGGGUCUAUUGGUUUAUAUCCCAUUGGUUUUGCUCAAAGAAACGAAGGUCAGUCAUCUGGUCAGGGUGGUCAGAUGAUAAAAACAAGUGUCAAUCAACAAAUGAUGUCUAAUCAGAUGAUGCAGUCUGGUCAGAUGUCACAGGGUCCAGGAAGAGUAGGAAGUACGCUAACUCAGGUUGGUAAGAAACAAGUCAAUAAAAUCCCAUGCAAGUAUUGUAGAAAAGAAUUUACGAGUGAAGCCAACCUUUCUCGUCACAUACAGUCUCAGCAUUUACAAGUUCGUGUAAAAUGUCCCAUUUGUCAUGAUACAUUCGCCCGUAAAGAAACACUUAAGAAACACAUGUUAAAAAAACACACCGAUGACGGUAAUUUGAUGGGUAGUGCUUGGGUAGCGUGUCCUAUCUGUGAAGAAGAGUUUAGUAAUAAGGAUCUAGUUAAUAAACAUGUGUUUGAAUUGCAUCGUGUUAAUCCGCCGUUUCCUUAGAAACAAAAAUAGUUCUGGCAUUUCUAAUUUAUUGCAUAGGAUGAAAGUUGUGUUAAUCCACCAUUACCUUAGCCACAAAAAAUAGUUCUGGUAUUUCUAGUCUAUUGUAUAGGAAGACAGUUUCCUUAGCAACAAAAAAUAGUUCUGGUAAUUCUAAUCUAUUGUAUAAGAUGAAAGUUGUGUUAAUCCACGGCUUCCUUGGCAGCAAAAAAAAAAGUUAUGGUAUUGCUAAUCUAUUGUAUAGGAUGGAAGUUGUGUUAAUCCACGGUUUCCUUGGCAAAAAAAAAAGAAGUUCUGGUUUUCCUAAUUGAUUGUAUUAUAUUUGAUGAAACUUGUGUUUUGACCAAAUACAAUCAAACCCAGUAUUACAUCAUGUAAAUCUGCUGUUUCCAUAGCAACAAAACAUAGUUCUGGUAGUUCUAAUCUGUUAUAUUAUGUUGGGUGAAAGUUCUGUUUUGACUAAAUUCACAAACCACUAUUCAUUGAAUUAUAUCUUGGAUGAAAGAUGUGUGCGAGAUGUUGGAUUUUUAAUAUACCAGUAUUGUAAAAUUUGAUAAAAGGCAUAAAGGGUGCAAAUAUGGACAUUUCUUAAUUUUGGUAUUUCGUGAAGAGGUUGGUGAAAUCCUAUAUAGAAAGACUAAGCCAACAGGAAAAAUACCAAAGGGUCCCAAGUUGGCAUUAUUAAUGUUAUAAAACUUGAAAAUUGAUAAAAUGCAUGCCUGCUGCAAAUCUAGACAUUAUUUUGUUAAUUUUGAUAUUUCCUGAAAAGAUUGGUGAAAUUCUAUAUAGAAAGACAUUUAUAAAAGAUUUGAUAUCAAAGGGUUGUAAUAAACUGCCGUUUUAUUCUACCAAAGUCUGAUGUACCUUCGUUUAGCAUGGGAUUAUACUAUCUUCACAUAUUUAAACAGGAAUAUAUGCAGAGCAAACAAUUUUAAAUAACGAGAUGUUUAACCAAAAACUGUUUAUUUCCGCCGGAAGAGUGAUGUACUUAAGUUGUGGGGGGUGUGGGCUGUGAAAUCUUUACUUUCAGUACAGCAUUUUUAGUUACAAACCAAUUUAUCAAUAUAAUACAAAUGCUCGGAAUAAAACUUGAGAUUUCAUUGAUGUGUAUUAUAUGUGCAAUUGCAUCUUAUUUCAUUUCAUUUCGCUACAUCAAGAGCCUGUGAGUAUAGUGCUGGUUCGCUAACCAGGGUGAUCUCCCUUCGUCAGUGAUACAGGACAUGGCCUAGCAUAGAAGAGCGUCUAGUCGUUCAAAUUGGACAGAAUAUACUGUUCGUUGCAUGUUUUGCAUGUUAAAGAUCUCUUAACAGUUGGAGUAGAGAAUAGCUCUACAGCACAAAACGUAUCGCAUAGCACACUGUAUGGCUUAUGCUGUCUUCAUUAGCCCAGUUAAUGCAGAAAACUAAGACUCUUUGUAACCGGAUUUCAUCUCAGUUCUAUAAAUUAAUUUGAAUUAAAUUUGACUGAUUCUGUUAAAUAUAGUAUUAGAAUAUAGAACAAAUUGAAAGAAACAUCUUAUUUGAUUUGACUCCGGUCAAAUAUAAUAUAGUUGGAAUAGAUAAUAUAUAGAUAGAAAUCAAUUAUCAUUAAAGUAUUCCACCAGCGAUAGCGAGUGAAAUGCGGCAGGAUAUACUCGAGUGAACCAUUGAAUAACCCCAGCGGUAUUCAAUGGUCAUUGAGUUCUGUUUUAAUUCUAUAACUACAUGCAAAUCUCAAAAUACACUGUACUAUCCAGAUUAUCAACAAACAAAAAAAUCACCAAUAACCUUAAAAUUCAUUAUAGGUUUCACCCUUUUUUUUCCUUUUUACAAAAAUUGUGUUUGCCUAGUGGUGACCCCAUUACAGUUUGAUGUAAUUCUGAAAGUGAGGUCAUUCCAGACAAAAGUAGUACUUGUCCAAGCCAUUGAAUACAACCAUAGGUUAUUCAUUGGCAGUAUUCAAUGAUAUUUGCGUGUAUUUGCAUUUAGUUAAAGAAUAAAGAAAAAUAUACAUGUAUAUCUGAUUUUUUAUCAGUAAUGUUUUACAGGUGAAUGUGUGACAAUAUAAUUUAUUUAAUUGGUGUGGUAUUACUCGAUAUCAUGAAUGGUGUACAUAUUAUUAUUAUUAUAUUGUAUAUUAUGAAAUAUAUGCAUACGUAAUGGUUUAUUUUGUGAGUAGUCCUUGGACGGUGGGGUUGCGGGGGAAGGAAUGGUAUUAAAUGUCUAUCUCUAAGUGUCAAAUUGUGAGCUUUCAGUCCCGGAUGUGACAAGGUGUUGGGUCACCUUCCCGACCUGGGUAAGAAAAGAAAAAAGCGAUGGAAGUAUCAUGGAAGAACUAAUUAACAGUUCUUAAUUAAAUUAAAUAUUUUAAAUUUGUCAUCUAACAAAGCAAUCUCGGCUCCCAGAGAUAAGUUUACUCGCCUGGGAAAACUCGCUGGCCAUUAAUCAGUCUUAAAUUAGUUGCUCAUGGUUGGCUAGAUUUGUUUGAAUGAAAUGCUGCAGAUUUUUCGACGAUUAGGCAUCGGUUCGUUGCAUGGGUUACAUAUAAAUGAUCCUUGGAACAUUUUCCACAUCUUGAAAUCAAAAGUUCCAUUGAAAACAGCCGUUAUGAUGAUUUACUGGGAACUAUUUUUAACGCUCAACAUAAGAGUGAUUUAGUUAAGUACGCAAAAUUUCUGAGCCGCCAUCUCCGGUCUUUGUGAACCGACCCACGGAAGAAUACAUCACGUGACAUUUAAAAUGACCCGCGAGUUUUCCCACCUAUAAACAAAGGGUAAACUUAUCUCUGGGAACCGAGAUUGCUAACAAAUCAGAAAUUCUAUGGUACCUCCCUUCCCAUGAUGUCACAAGCACGUGCAUGUUUUACUUAAUUGUUAAUCUAGCCCCGAAAACGUGACCUGUGUGUGUUUUCUGUUGAAAUAUAUUUUUUUUGUAAGAUUAUGGAUCUCCUCAUUAAUUAUUCACCCGUUCUUUCAUUCCUUGUAUUUUAUAUCUACUUGUGUUUGUAAAUUUUAUAAAAUCACCAUAUUUUUUUGUAAAUUGAAACAAUAUUAUUGUAUAAUUUAUUUGAAAGUUGAGAAAAAAGUUUUAUUAACACAUACUGUAACUCAAAUGAAAUUAAUGCUGACAAUCUUGUGCAAAAUAAUUUCAAAACCUGAACUGAAAAUUAAGAUCGGGCAUUAUUUACCAAUACACAACUCUCUGUUCUAUUUAUGGGCGGCUGGCGGCAGACUAAGUGUCAUUGAGUCCAAGCACAGGCACUUGAAGGGAUUAAAAUAAAACUUCUUACUACUGCUUGACUAUAUACUAUAAUAUAUAGUCGAGCAGUAGUAAGAAUUUGUAUUUUAAUCCUUUCAAGUGCCUGUGAGUCCAAGUGGCAUCAUUUUGACUCAAAGGAGUAGGGUCCUCUCUCUCUCUCUCUCUCUCUCUCUCUCUCUCUUAGCCAAUCUACUGGGCAUCAAUAAGAAUAACAACCCACAGAACAAAAGAAACGUAACUUUACAGAGAUGUUGCUACUAUAUUAUUAAUGAUGUAAUUUUGAACUUAUGGCACAAAUCGCUGUAACAAGAUGUAUAUGGGUGUGAAUAAAACCUUUAUUAAAAAAAACUA
Molecule: messenger RNA, 5417 nt
Organism: Patella vulgata (common limpet)
Lineage: Eukaryota; Metazoa; Mollusca; Gastropoda; Patellidae
Exons: 5
Coding region: 178-1830 (550 amino acids)
Cellular component (GO): nucleus
Source: RefSeq, a predicted model, not a curated record